AUGGCAGACGCCGUCACAAAGAACCCGCGGUCGAACGACUUGGCCCAUGUGUACUUGGAGCAUGUGUCGCGGACGUUGUCGGCGACGGCUGAGCACAUGCCGAACGCCGACUUUGACGAGAGCAUGCAAGUGCAAGGCCAGUGGCCCAUGGCGGACGAGCUUGCGUAUACGGUGGUGGAAGGGCUGCUGAAAAUUGCCCUUUGCAUGCCGACGAUGCGCUCCGACAUGCUGACGGCGCUGAACACACUGGUGAAUGGCCUAUGCUCGCAGCUGAUGUCGCAUGGCACCGACGAACAGGUGCUGCGACUUGCGCUGCGAUGUGUGCCGCAGAUGCACGGUGUGGCGCGAGCGUUGCAGGACGUGGCGUUUGUGUGGGAAAGCAGCACUGUCACGUCCCUGUCACAUGCACUGAGCCGGCUGGUCUCGGGAGCUGACAUGGUGGCGCGUCUCGACAGGCUGCUCGUCGCGCUGCCAGAGCAGCAGGAGGCGGCACUGCAGUGCCAAGCCGUGGCAGCGCAGCGGAGCAGGGGGGAAACGUCGAUGGACUUGGCGCUGACGGCGCGCACGGAGCUCGCAGAUGUGCGGGAUCAGCUGCUCGAGCAGUACAUGGUGCUGGGGACGCCACUGAGCGGGCAGCUGAUUGCCUGGUGCGGGAUGAGCGCGAUUGCGUCGAUCCUGUCGCAAGCGGCGAUCGGGACGGGCCAAGCGGCUGCGAUCCCGAACGACACGCCCGCGUACGCAUUCACAUGGCAGCAAAUGGUGAAAGGGACCCUGCCGAAGCCCCUGUAUGUGCCGGCGAUGGCGCGCACGACGUACACGAUGGUCGCGAAUGCCUGUGGCGCGAUGGAGGUCGGCACGCCGUUGCACGCCGAGCUGUACAUGAGUGAGCAGCUGUGCACGGCGCUGAAGCUGCAAGUGCUUGCAACAGCAACGAACACGGACGAUGCUACGUUUGUGCUGGACACGCUGUGUGAUGUGCUGAGUGAGCGAGCGCCGAUGCAGGACAUGGCGGUGCAGCGCACGGCGCUGGAGAGCGCUGCCGUGCUGGGCAUGGCACGCCCGACGUUGUCGCUCAAGUUGCUGUACCACAUCCGGCGCUGGGUGCAGGAGUCGCUGCCGUUCACGAAAGAGAGCGCAGCGCCCGGGAUGCCGGCGAAGGUGGAGCCGCUGCCGGUCACGGCGCUGUCGCCGCUCACGAGUGUGACGGCACUGAGCAUGGCGGCGUGCAUCCGGGGCUCUGGCCAGGACGAGGCUGCUGCGUCGACAACGUACACGAUGCUGAACUACGUGUCGCGCGAGGCGGAGCCGGCGUCGAUCAAUGCGACGCUCGCAGUGAUUACGCGCCUCGCGCACCAUCUACGGACGCCGUCGUUCACGGCGCUGGUGAUUUCGCUGCUGCUGCAGCGCACCGAGGGGCACGGCCACUUGCCGAUCAGCAUCCUGUUCAGCCACCUGGUGCUGCUGGCGAUCACGGCGCCGCGCUCGAGCUUUGUAAAUGUGUGCACGUCGCUGGCCGAUGCGAUGCGCCGAGCGCUGGCCGCGGGCGACAUGGCGCAGUUCCAGUCGAUGCAGCAGGUGUGCCUGCAGCUGAUGCGGCAGCUGACGCCACAGGCGGAGGCGCUCGGCAGGCAGGCAGAUGCGGUCGCGAAGGAGCCGGUCGCCGAGGCCGGCGCGAAGACCGACGGGGCGCCGUGCCUGCGGAAGGAAACGGUGCUGCCCGAGAUGCUUGCACUGGUGAUUGAGGCUGGCAUGCGCACCCACGGCGGGCGUGCGAAUGCGUCCAAGGCCGUGCAGGAGCUCACGCACGUCCUUGCGGCGCUCGUAGCCCACGACGACAUGCACGUGCACUGGAAGCCCAGCACGGAGCUGGUGUACCUGUUCCGCAGUGCGUGGAUUGUCAUGGCGCUGACGGCAGCCGCGCCGCAGUCGGCACUGACGGCGCCGAUGCCCCAUGGCGAUGCGCUGAACAUCAUCGCGCUCAAGACGCCGACGCUGAUCCCGACAUCGGCGCGCAACUACCUCGACGACGACAUCGACACGUACACGGUGAUGAAGCACGACACAUUGGGCGUGACGCCCGAGUCGCUGCGGCAGGCACUCUCGCCGAUCAUCGGCGCGCGUGUGCUGGAUCCGCGUGCGCUGUCGCUCGCACGGCUGGCGUUUGUGUAUGCGGUGCUGCAGGUGGAGUGGCGCCGCGCCGCGUGCGGCCGGCCGUCGAUGGCGCUGUGCUACUUUGCGCACGCGGGCGUCGCGGCGUCGUCGGUGCUCGCGCCGCUCCGAGCCGUGGCGGAGCGGACGUUUUCGGCGUUCCUCGUGCACGUCGCGGAGCGCACCGAGUCGCACACCGCGGACGAGUGCCUGGCGAAUGAGGCGCGCAACAUCCUCGUGGCGACAUGCCACCUGCGGACGGCGGUGCGGGAGGAGGCGCAUGCGUACCUGGAGCGGCUCGUGCCGGCGUUCCCCUGGCUGUUUGCGCGCUCGGACGUCGUCGCGACGAUGCUGGAGCUCACGUCGCUCGUGGGCCGCGGCUGCGACUGCGAGCUGACGAACGCGUUCCUGCCGCAGUACACGGACACGUCGACGCUCGCAGGCAUCUCGAUCGACCUGUCGGACCAGUAUGCGGAGCGGCGCACGCUGCUCGACCAGGUGCUGGGCCGUGUGCGCGACAUUCUGGCACGC
Messenger RNA from Malassezia globosa CBS 7966, 2679 nucleotides. RefSeq lists its product as uncharacterized. The transcript has a single exon. The record is from RefSeq and is a predicted model, not a curated record. The annotation marks the transcript as partial. Lineage: Eukaryota; Fungi; Basidiomycota; Malasseziomycetes; Malasseziales; Malasseziaceae.